AUGACGACAGUCGACCUGACGCUUUUGAAGUCGUGGCUCGAAGAGUUGACCAUGGCCCAACUUUACUCCCUGGAGGAUGCCGGCCUUCCUUGGCUACCGCCGCUGCAGAAUAAGAGACGUCGUCGUGCUGUGAACGAUAUCAUUCGUGCUUUGCAAGAUGUGACGGACCGGAGCCAGCGUCUGCGCUGCGUUGCUUGGCUACACUGCUGGCUGCUACCGCGAAGAAGCAACCGGCCGUGGCAUGUCAUUCGCUUCGAGACAGCUUCGGUUCUUUCCAACUUUUGGAGGCUGCUGUCACGCACGGCGACGGUACUUCAAGUUCACGGCGGCGAGGUGACGCUAGCGUGGACUGUAGACGAUGGCACCGUGUUCGCCUGUCUGCUCGUCCAGAACCUGGCGGAUCUGUCUCUUGACCACGAGGCGUCGUACAUGGUCCUGUGGCCCGGGCUGCCGAUUAUGGCGUUGUUUGCUCCGGAUCAACGUGGAAUACGCCGCUUGCUGCUGGCACUUGACAGGGCAAUGGCAGGCGCACCGGUGCAGAAGCUGGACGUGCCGUGUGGAGACCUCGAGACGGUAUUCCGCUCAUGCUUCUCGCAGCUACCAGUGCAGGUUGAGCCUGGUACCCUCAAUGUUCCAAAAGUGACAAAAGAUCUGCGUGACCCACCAGCAGGCAACAAGGAUUCAGAAGAGCGUCUUAACAUGUGGAGUGCCGCUCUAGCCGAACUUGGGCCUUCUUUACGACCUGUGGACAGCUCGUACACUCUCACUGAUGGGAAGGGGACAUGGGUGCGCUUUGAAGGCCCUCAAUUGCUAGACAAGCUACGUGAUCUCUACGUACGUGGUUUCGAUGCAAUUAUCAGCAAACACAUGCUGCCGGCUUUUCUGGGAAGUGACCAUCACAUUGUAUGAAGUGCCAAUGGUACGGAUUCCGAUUGGAUCUGCUUUGUAUAUAUUUCCAUUUGUUAUGUUCUUCAUACAGUGCUGUUUCCUCGUUUGGUGGUUGCUCCUCUGGUUUGCACUGCAUAGCUUCUCAUUGCAAAUAAAUGUCAUCACUUGUUAUCAAUGUUAUCAUGCAAAGCACUAGGCAUAAUGAUGGCCAGUUGUCUACCGCAUAAUUAUUUUAUUUUGUGUUAUGACGUAUAGAAAAAUUAUGCAGAGACUGUAUGGGCCUUUUAGCUGUAUUUACAUUUUAAGUUGAUCUCCUUUAUUCGUGCUAGUAAUUGCUAGCACUUGCUAUUAUUUCAUUAUCGGUGUGCUGAUCUUAGAACUACUGCUGAGGCAGUUUUUACUACUGUAUUUGUCAAUAAGUUGUGCAUUUUCCUGAUGUUAUUGUACCACACAGUACAAGGUGGAUGUGUGAAAUUUGAGCAUAAGACAAGCCAGCCGGAUAUGUUAUGUUCCAUUUUUACGUUUUAAUAAUUGUGACAUAUCUGUAAUGGCAGCAAGAAUCUGCAGGUUUUAAGGGGGGACGCAGCUUUCGCAUCGCGAUAAAUAGCUGAGAAAUCGAUUUCUUGAAAAUCACAUUUUUAGUUUCUUUAACUCUUUUUCUAUCUUAUUUCCAAAUGUCAUUGCUGUAAACCAUGUAGAAGUGCUCUAAAGAAUUUGUUUUAUCAGCCAUGGUGGCGAAAAAUCUCACGCAAGUCAAAAAAGCUAUCUCCUCCUCGUGUUAUUAAAGAAUGAACAUGCUGCCUGAUUCCAUUGUAAAUAUUCACUCCCUCGAUGCCUUUCUAGAAUGUCUGAAAUCUUACCUGGAUCGUAGUACACCAAUGUAAUAGUUGUACCUCAGCACUUGCAUGCGUUUUCUUAUCUACUGUUUGAUUUUUCCUUUGUCUUUUGUGUCGAUAUCGUAGUUGUGAAAUGUACCUUGUUUCGAAUGUGAAUUUAUUGGAUUUCCCACUCCUGUAAUAACCUGAGAAAGGCUGACAGUAUCAAUAAAUGAAUGAAUAAAUGAA
Molecule: messenger RNA, 1952 nt
Organism: Dermacentor albipictus
Lineage: Eukaryota; Metazoa; Arthropoda; Arachnida; Ixodida; Ixodidae
Source: RefSeq, a predicted model, not a curated record